GGGAAAACCGGGGAAUUCUCUGAAGAUUCACUAAACCUGACUACACAGUCCACUGGCGCGCGAAAAUUUUCAAUUGGCUCCACAUUUUUUUUCAAAUGGGCAAAGUCGCUUAUGUUUAUGUCGGCCUUGAACACGUGUGAGUCUGUUGUCGUUCGAGCCAAAUGGCCGAGUUAAAACCAUCCGUGUAGAUGCACCCAACGAAAACAAGAAAAAAGAUUCUAUUACAAAAAGGCGACGACAUUUCUUGGCAAUCAUCGAACCAAGCUCUACCGUCAGAAGGUGUAAAAGCUGAUCUCUUCGCUGCCGAAGCCCGCAGAGUUCUACACGGCUUCGGAACACAACUGUUGCAACUUCCAACCGGUUGCCAUUGGGAUCCAGUUUCCCGAUUGUGUGCAUUAUUAUUUUGAUUUCUGCACCCAACUUCCUGAAAGAAACGUAAAAAGACAUGUUACUCGCUGCUGCUUCAACCGUUGCCGCUGGCCCAGCUGUCGUUUUGAAGAAAAUCAAAGGCCCGGACGUGGAACAAUAUUUGCAUUAUGUCAGCGGUGCGGCAGGUAUGCUGGCAAUGGCAGGAGUCGGAGUGGCCGCUGCCUCGGCCUAUUAUUUGGCCAACCGGCCCAUCCCAACACAACCUCCUUUCGAUCUGGACAAUCAGACAAUUGUCGAGGGACCAGAACUCAUUCACUAUUCCCGCUUUGCUAAAGAUGGCAAAGAAAUGAAAUUUAUGCGCUACCUCUAUGAGGACACCCGGACCCUCUACGACGUCUUCCGGCGAGGAGCGCGUGUUUCAAACAACGGACCUUGUUUGGGGUGGCGAGAGGAUCCGACCAAACAGUACCAAUGGAUGCGCUAUGAAGAAACCCUGUUGCGUGCUCAGAAUUUAGGUUCGGGCCUAGUGGCUCUUGGCCUGAAGCCCACACCCGACACACUGGUGGGCGUCUACGGUCAGAAUAGUCCCGAAUGGGUACUCAGCGAGUAUGCCCUCUACAGCUACUCCAUGGUCAUUGUGCCGCUUUACGACACACUGGGACCCGAAGCAUGCAACUACAUUAUCAACCAAGCCGAAAUGUCUCUGGUUAUCUGCGAUAACGAAGAUAAGUGCAAGUCUUUGCUCAACAAUUCACCCUCCUGUCUAAAGCAGCUGGUUCACAUAAAACCAAUCUCCAAAGAGACAACCGAGUUAGCCAAGCGUAAAGGCAUCAACAUGUUGAGCUUUGAGUAUGUGGAGAAGCUUGGCGCGGAAAAGAAAAACAGGCCUGUGCCGCCUCAACCUGAGGACUUGUGCACCAUUUGCUACACGUCCGGAACGACGGGCAACCCCAAGGGUGUUAUGUUGACCCAUGAAAAUGUUGUGGCUGACGUCAGUGCAACGCUUCUGCAGUUGGGUGACCAGAAACCCAACUGCUCGGACGUGAUGAUGUCCUUCCUGCCUUUGGCACACAUGCUGGAACGCAUUUGCCAAAUUGCAGUGUACAUGCAGGGAGGCGCCAUCGGUUUCUUUGGCGGUGACAUCCGUAAUUUGAUGGAUGAUAUGAAAGCCCUUCGACCUACCAUCACUCCAGCCGUCCCACGCCUGCUCAACCGCAUUUUCGACAAGGUUCAGAGCGGCUUGAACAGCUCGUCACUCAAGCGCUUCCUCUUCAACGCAGCACUCAGCUCCAAGGAGAACGAACUGCGACGUGGUAUUAUCCGGAAUAACACUAUCUGGGAUAAACUUGUAUUGGGAAAAGUUCAAGACAGUAUGGGUGGACGCAUCCGACUUUUAGUCGUUGGCUCGGCUCCUUUGGCUGGAUCCGUUUUGACUUUCAUGCGUUGCGCCUUGGGCUGCGUCAUUGUUGAAGGCUACGGUCAAACCGAAUGCGUUGCGCCAACAACCCUCACCGUCCAGGGAGAUUCCACACCAGAACACGUCGGUCCCCCAAUCCCGUGCUGCGCCAUCAAGUUAGUCGACGUACCCGAUAUGAACUACUAUGCAGCCAGUGGCCACGGUGAAAUCUGCAUCAAAGGUACUAACGUCUUCAAAGGCUACUUCAAAGAACCUGAAAAGACCAAAGAAGCUUUGGACGAGGAUGGUUGGCUUCAUACCGGUGAUAUCGGCACCUUCUUACCCAACGGAACGUUAAAGAUUUGUGAUCGCAAGAAGAACAUCUUCAAACUCUCACAGGGUGAAUAUAUCGCACCCGAGAAAAUUGAAAACAUUUAUAUCAAAAGCCAGUACGUCGCACAAGUCUUCGUUCACGGCGAAAGUCUAAAGUCGUGCACAGUUGCGGUCAUCGUACCUGAUGUAGAGAACGUCAAGUUCUACGCAGAAGAACAGGGUAUUCCUGGAACACUCUCUGUGCUGUGCAACCACCCUGAUAUCAAGCAGCUUAUAUUGAAAGACAUCACAGAUCUGGGGAAAAAAGGCGGUCUUAAAUCCUUCGAACAGGUCAAAGAUAUCUAUCUACACCCAGAUGCCUUCUCAGUACAGAAUGGUUUACUGACGCCGACACUCAAAUCGAAGCGUCCCGAACUCCGUACUUACUUCAAACCUCAACUCGAGGAUAUGUAUAUGAAAUUGGACUAAACAACAAACAUAAUGCAUCGCUUUACUUCCAUGCUCUUAUCAGUAAUCUCGUUAUCCAACUGACACUAGCCAUUUGGAUUGUUUUGUAUCAUAGUUUGCCAAUCAAUUGUUUUCGCGCCCUUACAGCUUUUUUCUUCAGAUUACUCCUAUCUUCCUCAGGCCGUCCUAGAAUUUCCCUUAUCUUCUAUAUAACACAAAAGGAACUUUCUCUCUUUAUAUCUUUUUGUCUUUAAACUUUAUCCUAAGAACAUACAAUUUUUCAAAGUAGGGAAACGGUUGAAUGAGGUAACAACGGAAUCAGGACUAGUGAUGAUAAAAUUUCGACCGUCGUGCGUUUUGCAUGUUUGUGUAUUUUGUUGAUGUUUUGAGAUAUCAUCUCCGGAUAAUCGCUUUCGUUUUGUUGGGCUAGUUUAGGUUUUUCUAAUCACAUUUUUUUUUCCUUUUUUCGCUCAAAAGAAUCUAAUCUGGAAAAAUGGAACUUGUUUGGGGAGGGGAGUAGAAUUUUUCGAUCGAUUUCGUCUCGCUGUCGAGUUGCCAGACUGAAUCCUUCUUAACUAUUCACCGUACCAUUUGUAUUAAAAAGAAUUUGAAUUUGUAAUAGAGAAAGAAAGAAUUUUGUUUGGUACGUUGAGCGAAUAAUUUGUGUUGCCCUCAAAGGUGAAUUGCAAUUCUUGGAUGUACAUUGUUUCCCUUAUAAUUACAUCAUCAGUAGUCAUUUUUUCAAAAAUAUUUUCAUUGGCGAGUGGGAGUGUAUCGAGUGCCUGAUGGUAAUUUAUAGAGCAACUACAUUCCCGUGUAUUACAUCUAUUAUUAUUGACUACUAACAAAUUUUGUCCCAUUCUUGUCACUCGGAAAUGGACACCUGAUUGUUUCAAAAAAUUCAUCUCCCAAAUAUGACCGUCUUCUGAUUAAUAUGCGGUCAGCAAAAUGACAGAGCAGUAAGAAUCGGUUGUUAAGUGUAGGGAGAUGAAAGUAGUAGCCACGUGACAAGAUGCAAAGUGCAAGAGAAUGGCGCUAUAUUUGACGAAUGCUUAAUAUUGCAAAACAAGAAACAUCACUAUUUAGAUGAAUUCCCCAUGUGUUUGUUCUUACUCUAGUAAUAUUAAAUGAGAGUAAGAAUACAGUGUACAAUAUUGAACGAAA
This is a messenger RNA of Daphnia magna, 3709 nucleotides long. RefSeq names its product long-chain-fatty-acid--CoA ligase 1. NCBI's taxonomy places the organism in Eukaryota, Metazoa, Arthropoda, Branchiopoda, Diplostraca, Daphniidae. Gene Ontology annotation, biological process: long-chain fatty acid metabolic process. The transcript has 10 exons. Gene Ontology annotation, molecular function: long-chain fatty acid-CoA ligase activity. The coding region runs from base 446 to 2566 and encodes 706 amino acids. The record is from RefSeq and is a predicted model, not a curated record. Gene Ontology annotation, cellular component: membrane; endoplasmic reticulum.